Messenger RNA from Exophiala mesophila, 1209 nucleotides. RefSeq lists its product as uncharacterized. The record is from RefSeq and is a predicted model, not a curated record. Lineage: Eukaryota; Fungi; Ascomycota; Eurotiomycetes; Chaetothyriales; Herpotrichiellaceae. The transcript is spliced from 2 exons. Gene Ontology annotation, molecular function: monooxygenase activity; FAD binding. Bases 1 to 1209 code for a protein of 402 amino acids.
AUGUUGGCACAUCCUUCUCAGGCAGUCAUCAUUGGAGGUGGCAUCUGUGGCAUUACGGCUGCUCUCGCGCUCAAGAAAGUGGGGAUUCCAGUCGUCGUCUACGAGCUACGGUCAGGCCCAGCCACAGCUGGAGGUGCUGUCAACCUCACUCCCGUUGCUCUCCGCUAUCUCGACCACGUUGGGGCUUUGGAAGAAAUCUACAGAAGAGGAAGCCGGACCAAGGAAGUGACCAUCUUCUCCAUUCCAAAGGCCAAACGACUCGGGGGUUACAAAUUCAAGGCCGACAUCACUGGAUAUCCGGCAGUUCGAGCGACACGGCAUGAUCUUUUACAAUCGUUGCUUUAUGCCUCUGCCAAAGAAAACAUUACUAUCCACUAUUCCGCCAAAUUGACUUCAGUGUCCGAGGACGAGGACAGCAUCACAGCGACAUUUGCUGAUGGCAGAAAGGCUUCAGGGGCAAUGCUGCUGGGAUGUGAUGGCAUCUACUCAGCCACCCGUCUGAAGUAUGUCGACCCUAGCAGAAAGCCCGAGUACACAGGCACGGUCGCAGCAGGAGGAGUGUUGAAAACAGCGACGCUGAAAUCGCCAGUCCACUUUGAGGAUGCCUGUGUGAAUCUAUCCGAACAUGGCUUUCUGGUCACGGCAUACUGCAACAAAGACAGGUCCAACAUGUACGUGGCUUUGUCGCUAGACAAGCAGGCCAAUUCGCAUGAUGGAUGGGACAUGACUCCCGAAGAAGCCGAAGCGACCAAGCAAUACAUGAUUGAGAAAUAUGCCGAUGUCAAAACGCCAGUGAUCAAAGAGAUCAUUCAGCAAUGGGAGGACCAGUUUUACUGGCCGGUCCAUGAACUCAAAGGGAGUGGCGUGUGGAGCAAAGGUCGCGCGUUGCUCCUCGGCGAUGCAUGCCAUGCGAUGCCACCAAAUGGCGAAAGCGCCGGCUUCUGCUUGGAAGACGCCGUAUUAUUGGCCACCGUCUUUGGCAAGCGAGGAGCAAAAGACCUGCAAGCUGUUUUCCAGGAAUACAUUGCGAUCCGCAGACCCGAGAUUGAUUCCGCCCGAAUCGAGACCCAGUCCAGAUGGAAGAGCGCACAAUUCAUGACGCCGUGGCAAUUUCGGCUCCGUCAAGCUAUCAUUCCCUGGUAUCUCUGGUGGACUGAGUCCAAGAGAGAUGCUUUGUUUUCCAAGGAUGUCAGGAAUUCGGUGGUAUAG